AUGCCUCCCCAUGCCGACCAUUGCGCAGCCACUGUUGAAUACGCUGAGCGCGUCUUCCAACACCUAGAAGACAAUCGUCCGUCCAAUACACCUACCGACUUCUCAGGCGCCCACCCAGAGAAUCCCAAGACCGUCAAGUCAAAGACCCAAAACCUCAAGUCCCAACUCAAUGGAAGCAACACGUUUGCCUUUGCUGAUAUCUACACGCACUCCGCAAGUGGUAAGUUUCCUCUCAAACGCACUGGAUCUUUUGGAAACGGCCGUGUGAAGGAGCUCGUGGCUGCCUACGAAGCUCGUUCUCACCAUACCGAGGAGCUAGCCAAGGAAGCUACGCGGCGUAAGCGUGAGCUCGCUGCUUUCAUCCAUGGGACUCCCGAAGAGACCUCCACGGAAGAUUCUGAAGGGACUGAAACUACCGCUUUCAGUGAUAUUGAAGAGGAUGGGAAGGAAUGGGUCAAGGUUUUCGAUGCAGACUUGGACUAG
This is a messenger RNA of Colletotrichum orchidophilum, 483 nucleotides long. RefSeq lists its product as uncharacterized. NCBI's taxonomy places the organism in Eukaryota, Fungi, Ascomycota, Sordariomycetes, Glomerellales, Glomerellaceae. The coding region runs from base 1 to 483 and encodes 160 amino acids. The record is from RefSeq and is a predicted model, not a curated record. The transcript has a single exon.